Molecule: messenger RNA, 1149 nt
Organism: Rotaria socialis
Lineage: Eukaryota; Metazoa; Rotifera; Eurotatoria; Philodinida; Philodinidae
Source: the annotation of a GenBank genome assembly
AUGUAUCGUACCUCGGCAAAAUUAUUAAUAAAUGAUAAUCAAAUAAGCAAUGAUGAUAAUGUAUCAACAACCGCAGAAAACUCCAAUGAUAAUGAGAAAAAAUCUCUAUCACCAAAUAUUUAUCAUAUUGAAUUAACAUCAAGUGACGAUGAAAAAUCUACGCCACAUUAUGUAAGUUGUCUGGAUAUUAAACCUAAUUAUCAAUAUAAUUAUUAUGAUUAUCGUCGUCGUCGUACAAGUUCUUUACCAAGUUCUACAAUUAUAUUCGACCUUGCAAGUCAAAGAAAAAUCAGCUAUCAUCGAAGUUCAAGUUUAAACAGUUUAACACGGUGGCAAAAUAAUCCGUACAAAAUAAUUUCUCUUUUCAAUCGUCAAUAUCAUUGUCAACCGAUAUCAGAAUUCGAUGGCAAUAAAAUUCUCUUAGCUAAUUCAACACACAUUGAUAUUUAUAAUCUUGAAACAGGUCAAUGUGAUGAAAAACUAUGUUUUCAAUCACCAAAUAUUAAUUACAUCGCUACAUGUUAUAAUAAAUAUAAAAAUGAAUUGUUAGUUGCAUCAACAUCGAAUUUAUAUAUCUAUAAUUUUCAAAAAUCUAAAGUUAAAUACGAUAUUAUUCUACCGGGCUAUCCAUUCAGUCUCGAUCACAAUCAUAGAAUUCGAUAUCUAGCAUGUAAUAUGUCCUCUAUAUAUCAUGGCUAUUUUUCUUUUACGUCUACAUGUACUUCAACUGUUCUUUCUCGUUUAUCGCAAUAUGGUUGUAAGCAUGUUUGUGAUCUUGAAUUCGAUGAUGGUACAAUGCAUGGUUUGCAUGCAUUUGAAAAUUAUAUUGGUGUUGUUAUACGAUAUGGUCGAUAUUCAUCAAAACAACAUGAAGAAUAUUCUCUGUAUGUUUACGAUUCAUUACUUGAUAGACAAGUUUACAUGAUUGAUUUAAAUGAUAUCGGCUGUAUAACGUGUUUAACUGGUUAUGAACGUACAUUAGAUUGGAUACUAUGUGAUUUUAAAAAACAACGAAUUAUAUUUGUUAAUCAAGAGUCAACUGAAUUUGUUCAAUUUAACGAAAAAAUAAAUCAAUGUAAAAUAUUAGAUGAAUCAAAUUACUUAGCUAUUUGGCUUGCAAAUCGUAUAUUUAUUUAUACGAUUGAAUAA